AUGCAUUUUAACUUUGUUGCCUUUCUUUCGCUUGUCCUAGCAUUAGGAACAUCCGCUGCGGGAGCAGGUCGCCAUAUCAAGCUCACGAACAACACUAUGUAUGGCCAGGCAAUAGUCAGGAACCAGUGCAAAGAGCCUCUGUACUUGUGGUCUGUGGGCCGGAUGAUCAGCCCCCAGAUAGUCAUUCAGUCUGGCCAAAACUACUCAGAGGUCUUCCGGCGCGAUCAAAAGACUGGUGGCAUUGCCAUCAAGAUCACCACUGUGAUGGACGGAUUAUACAACAGCGCACCACAAACAAUUUUCGCAUACAAUCUGGUCGAUGACAUUGUUUGGUAUGAUUUGUCGGAUGUCUUUGGGGAUCCGUUUAGGGGAGAACCCGUGACCCUGAUGCCGUCGCAACCAGAGAUCCGGUGGGAGGAAGGGGUUCCGCCCCGUGGAAGCCAAGUGCGAAUGCAGGAAGCGUCAAAUGAUUUGACCUUGACGAUCUGCUAA
Molecule: messenger RNA, 492 nt
Organism: Aspergillus ochraceoroseus IBT 24754
Lineage: Eukaryota; Fungi; Ascomycota; Eurotiomycetes; Eurotiales; Aspergillaceae
Product: Bys1 family protein
Exons: 1
Coding region: 1-492 (163 amino acids)
Source: RefSeq, a predicted model, not a curated record